This is a messenger RNA of Oryza sativa Japonica Group (Japanese rice), 1850 nucleotides long. RefSeq names its product GDSL esterase/lipase At5g45670. NCBI's taxonomy places the organism in Eukaryota, Viridiplantae, Streptophyta, Magnoliopsida, Poales, Poaceae. The record is from RefSeq and is a predicted model, not a curated record. Gene Ontology annotation, molecular function: hydrolase activity, acting on ester bonds.
CGGUCUGACUGCUGCACGAGCAACCCGACUCGAUGGAUCACGAUCUAGUCGCCCUAUAAAUACCAAGCUCCGAUGACCCCGGGCGUGUCGUGUCGGCCGGUCGGCGUCUCGUUUCGCCGGCGCCCGCGCAUCUUACACUGUCCAAGCCAGCGCCUGCGUGCAGGUCGAUCGCCUUCUAAAACCGGCCAGCGCGCGCGUCUAGUGCAGCGGCUGGGAAUGGAGCGGGUGUCGUGCGUGCCGCUGCUUCGGCGGCUGCUUCUCUUGGCCGCGGCCGGGCUCGCGGGCGCCGAGCCGCAGGUGCCGUGCUACUUCGUGUUCGGGGACUCGCUCGUGGACAACGGGAACAACAACAACAUCGCGUCGAUGGCGCGGGCCAACUACCCGCCCUACGGCGUCGACUUCCCCGGCGGCGCGACCGGCCGGUUCAGCAACGGCCUCACCACGGCCGAUGCCAUCUCUCGGCUUCUGGGCUUCGACGACUACAUCCCCCCGUACGCCGGCGCAACAAGUGAGCAGCUCCUCACCGGCGUCAACUUCGCCUCUGCUGCGGCCGGAAUCCGGGACGACACUGGACAGCAACUGGGUGAACGGAUCAGCUUCAGCGCGCAGCUGCAGAACUACCAGGCGGCCGUGCGGCAGCUGGUUAGCAUCCUGGGCGGCGAGGACGCCGCGGCGAACCGCCUGAGCCAGUGCAUCUUCACCGUCGGAAUGGGCAGCAACGACUACCUCAACAACUACUUCAUGCCGGCGUUCUACCCCACCAGCCGGCAGUACACACCGGAGCAGUACGCCGACGUGCUCAUCAACCAGUACGCGCAGCAGCUCAGGACGCUGUACAACUACGGGGCCAGGAAGGUGGCGGUAUUCGGGGUAGGGCAGGUGGGGUGCAGCCCGAACGAGCUGGCGCAGAACAGCCGAAACGGCGUCACCUGCAUCGAGCGGAUCAACAGCGCAGUCCGGAUGUUCAACCGGAGGGUGGUCGUCCUCGUCAACCAGUUCAACCGCUUGUUGCCCGGCGCGCUGUUCACCUACAUCAACUGCUACGGCAUCUUCGAGAGCAUCAUGCGCACGCCGGUGGAGCACGGGCUGGCGGUGACGAACAGGGGGUGCUGCGGGGUGGGGAGGAACAACGGGCAGGUGACGUGCCUCCCGUACCAGGCGCCGUGCGCCAACCGGGACGAGUACCUCUUCUGGGACGCGUUCCACCCGACGGAGGCUGCCAAUAUCUUCGUCGGCCGGAGGGCCUACAGCGCGGCGAUGCGGUCCGACGUUUACCCGGUGGACCUGAGCACGCUCGCUCAGCUCUAGCUAAGGUGCCUGCGGGCUACGCCGUGCCGCAUCAAGAAUUGUCCAAGAUCAGGAUCAAGACUUCUCUCUCGUGAUUGUGCGGGAAUUAAUACGCGGGAGGACGCCGGAGGUCUCAUAUGUUUUGCUUCUAUGGUGUAGAACUUACAGAAUAUGUGUGGGCAUCUUAUACUUGUAUGGAGUAUAUCAGUAUAUGCUAGUUGCAGACGUUUUACAGUGCAACUGUAACUGUUGCUACAAUGUUACUGAAAGAGAAACAGAAGAAAACAAAAACAACAGUCUGUAUAUUCCAGUUUGUAUUGCUUUCAAUGCUGUCUGAUGUACAACCGCAUUGUGAUCGACAGUGAAGCAACAAGUUGCAAAACUAUUUCCAGUGAAACACAAAUCUAUGGUAUAUAAUGAGUUGAUUUUCUAUCAAUCAUGCAUACAAUCCUCCACACGAAAUCAACAACAGGCCCAACUGACUGUUAAAAAUAGGAUCUCGAUGAACGUGAUGAACGAGUGGUGCUGCCCUCAUUUCGAUCUUUCUUCCACAUGCCCUCAAA